CCUCCGUUUUCCCUUUUGUCAGUGGCUGAUCCCCGAGACGCAGAGAUCCACAAGGACGUUCAGAACUACUAUGGGAAUGUACUGAAGACAUCUGCAGACCUCCAGACUAAUGCUUGUGUCACCCCAGCCAAGGGGGUCCCUGAGUACAUCCGGAAAAGUCUGCAGAAUGUACAUGAAGAAGUUACUUCCAGGUAUUAUGGCUGCGGUCUGGUGGUGCCUGAGCGUCUGGAAAACUGCCGGAUUUUGGAUCUGGGCAGUGGGAGUGGCAGAGAUUGCUAUGUGCUUAGCCAGCUGGUCGGCGAGAAGGGACACAUCACCGGGAUAGACAUGACUAAGGUCCAGGUGGAAGUGGCUAAGGCCUAUCUUGAGUACCACACGGAAAAGUUCGGUUUCCAGACACCCAAUGUGACUUUUCUUCACGGCCAAAUUGAGAUGUUGGCAGAGGCCGGGAUCCAGAAGGAGAGCUAUGAUAUCGUUAUAUCCAAUUGUGUGAUCAACCUUGUUCCCGAUAAACAACAAGUCCUUCGGGAGGUCUACCAAGUCCUGAAGUACGGCGGGGAGCUCUAUUUCAGUGACGUCUAUGCUAGCCUUGAAGUGUCAGAAGAUAUCAAGUCACACAGGGUUUUAUGGGGGGAAUGCCUGGGCGGCGCUCUGUACUGGAAGGACCUCGCCGUCAUUGCCGAAAAGAUUGGGUUCUGCCCUCCACGUUUGGUCACUGCCAACAUCAUUACGGUUGGAAACCAGGAACUAGAAAGGGUUCUUGGUGACUGUCGCUUCGUGUCUGCCACAUUUCGCCUCUUCAAACUCCCUAAGACAGAGCCAGCCGGAAGAUGCCAAGUUGUUUACAAUGGAGGAAUCAUGGGACACGAAAAGGAACUAAUUUUCGAUGCAAAUUUUACAUUCAAGGAAGGUGAAGCUGUUGAAGUGGAUGAGGAGACGGCAGCCGUCCUGAGGAACUCUCGGUUUGCUCACGAUUUUCUCUUCACACCUGUUGAGGCGUCCCUGUCGGCUCCCCAAACAAAGGUUAUGAUCAGAGAUCCAUUCAAGCUUGCAGAGGAAUCUGACAAGAGGAAGCCGAGAUGUGCACCGGAAGGCGCUGGAGGCUGCUGUGGCAAAAGGAAAAGCUGCUAGACCUAGGGCCAGCGUAGAGCCCACCGAGCAUGAGGGGGUGGCUGAAGGGCAGUCACAAAGUCUUCUGAGCCUGCUCUUCACCAGAGCACAGAUUAUGGGAAGAUGGCAAAGCCACUGCUAAGAAAAAGAGUGAUUUUUAGAGGGUGUUAAUUUAAGGUUCACAGCAAACUUUUUCUAUUUCACUAUUUCAGAGUUCUGGCGCCACCUGGUGGUCAGAAGUAGAACUUGUGCGCCUAAGGUUUACA
Molecule: messenger RNA, 1376 nt
Organism: Rattus rattus (black rat)
Lineage: Eukaryota; Metazoa; Chordata; Mammalia; Rodentia; Muridae
Gene: As3mt
Product: arsenite methyltransferase
Exons: 10
Biological process (GO): arsonoacetate metabolic process; toxin metabolic process
Cellular component (GO): cytosol
Molecular function (GO): arsenite methyltransferase activity
Source: RefSeq, a predicted model, not a curated record